This is a messenger RNA of Ailuropoda melanoleuca (giant panda), 2512 nucleotides long. RefSeq names its product interleukin 15 receptor subunit alpha (gene IL15RA). Gene Ontology annotation, biological process: interleukin-15-mediated signaling pathway. The transcript is spliced from 7 exons. The record is from RefSeq and is a predicted model, not a curated record. Gene Ontology annotation, molecular function: interleukin-15 receptor activity. NCBI's taxonomy places the organism in Eukaryota, Metazoa, Chordata, Mammalia, Carnivora, Ursidae. The coding region runs from base 727 to 1578 and encodes 283 amino acids.
AAGUCCGCAGCUGGACCGAGGCACGGUGCUGGUACCAAAGGCGCAGCGGGCAUGAGCAGGCGGCACGGGAGGCAGGACACCCGACCAGCCACACCGCGGCGACACCUCCGCGGUCACCCAGACCGGAGGGACCAGCGGAGCGCGGCGCACUCGCCCGCCAGCCCGGCAGAGCAGGGACACUAGGAAAACUGAAGUCGGAGCGACAGGCGGACACGAGCGCAGGGAAGUGACCCGGCGCAGAAGUCAGGUGUGAACGCCCACCAGCCGUGCUCACUGAUAAGAGUUUGCUUCCCGAUGGGGCCUCCUCCCUCUGCGACGGGACACAAGACCAAGUGGACUUCUGGGGUCCCCAGAGGCGAGGAGAGAAGAGGAGGGGAAGGACCCCAGGCCUCUGCAGGUGACGGUCCGGGUCCCCGCUCCGUGCGGCCAGCGGCGCUCCGGGGACGCGGGCGGCCGCGCGGGGGGCACGACGGCUGCCGGGGCUUUUUCUAGAGGAGGGGGUGGGGAUGCUGAGUCACGGAUCUGUCACUGCUUCUCACCUCUCCCCAGCCCUCCGGGGGCUAAAGCAAAAGCGAAAGCGAAUGCGACUCGCGGGGCGGCCAGUCCCGGGAGCUGCGCCCGCCACCUCCUCCGGGACUGUCCGGCAUCUGCCCGCGCGGCGGCGGGGCGUCGGGGCCGCUGCGAGCCCAGGGGCCGGCGGCCGGGAGUGGGGCCGAGCGUCGGACCAUGGCCCAGGGGCGGCUCUCUGGCUGCAGGCUCAGCGCCCUCCCCGCCCUGCUGCUGUUGCUGCUGCUGCUCCGGCCGGCGACGCCGGGCAUCACAUGCCCUCCUCCCAAGUCCGUCGAACAUGCAGACAUCCGGGUCAAGAGUUACAAAGUGAGCUCCAGGGAGCGGUACACGUGUAACUCUGGCUUCAAGCGUAAAGCUGGGACAUCCAGUCUGACUGAAUGCGUGCUCAAUGAGACCACCAAUAUUGCCCACUGGACAAUUCCCAAUCUCAAGUGCAUCAGAGACCCCUCCCUGACUCACCUAAGGCCAUCCUCCACAGAAGUGCCAGCAGGGGUGACCCCAGAGCCAGAGAGCACCUCCCUUUCUGGAAAAGAGCCAGCUUUCACUUCCAAGUCAGACACCACAGUGGCCACAAAGCCCGCUGUUGUGCCAGGCUCCAGGCUGAUGCCGUCAAAGCCUCCGGCUACAGGAACCACAGGGCCGAUCAGGAAAGAACCCUCCCCAGCCCCACCUCAGGCAACAGCAAAGGCCUCGGAACACAGUCCCUCUGCCUCACAGGAGACGCCAGGUACAUAUUCAUACAAUUCUGGAACUGUGACUGCGGCGAUCUUCACACCUGUCGCUGUGCUCGGUGUCAUGUGUGCGGUACUUCUUCUGGUCUGUUACCAAAAAUCGAGGCAAACUUUGCAGACACCCAGUGUUGAAAUGGAACGCAUGGAAGUGAUGCCAAUGACCAGGGGAACCGACAGCAGAGAGGACGACGCGGAAAACCACCCACACGACCUAGGACACUCCAGGGGGAGACUGAGGGCAGCAGAGGGUGGAGCCAAGGCACCAACCCUGCCCUAGCUGAAGAGGACCUGGAAACAACUCAAGGAGUUGGGCGCCAGGAAAGAGCCCGUCAGGAUGAUAAAACAGACGUCUUGGCAUCAUUUUAUCAACGGCACCCAGCCAAGACAUCUCCUAGGCUCUCCAGUCUCAGGAUGGAUGCUCGGCACCUGCCCUGCCCGGCCUCUUCCCCAGGUGUAGGGCUGACUUCCCCAGAUCCCAGCAGUUGAAGCUUUCCUAGGAAUAGCUGAAGGCCUCGGCUUUCCUUUUAUUUCAUUGUGACAUUUAUUUGGGAUAGCUUAGCAGCUUGACCAUUCCACCCCUCACCCUGACUUGCAGUUUACAGAGAAAACAAAUACACCUGAGACUCUAAGACACUUAUGAGUCUCCUGCUGGCUUAAGACAUGUCUACAAGGAUGACAACAGCGUUGCAGCUCCACGACGCUGUCCCUGUACUGAGGCACUCUGCAGGCACUGAAAGGGAGCAAAGACGGAUUAUGCCCACGAAUCCACUUGAUUUAAGGAUUCACAAAGAAGGCAACUGAACUCAGUGACAUUUUCCAUGUAUAUGCAUUUCUAUUUAUACUCCUGUCUAUAAUAUCUACAUAUUUUAUAUAACUGUUAUUUUGAGAUUAUGCCUUGUAUAAACAAAAUGUCUAUUUUCAAUACAAAAAAAAAAAUGCACUGAAAGAAUCACUGAGAAGAAAUGCACCACAAAUAAAAAAGAGGAGAAAGAGCGGGAAUGCAGAGUCCCAAUAGUUGAGCUUCGCUUUUCUUUCUAAAAGGAGAAAAGAAACCUUGCCUAAAGCUGGAUCAGAUCACAGUUUUGGAGAAUCUCUAAUAAGAUUUCCAUGUGCGAAGUAACAAGUGGCAGGUUACGGCCCAGGUGUGCCUGACACACACACUCUUUCCCUGCAUUGUUCUCCUUUUUUAAAAAUAAAAUGUAUUUAUAAAA